Messenger RNA from Camarhynchus parvulus, 2673 nucleotides. RefSeq names its product phosphofurin acidic cluster sorting protein 1-like. The record is from RefSeq and is a predicted model, not a curated record. Gene Ontology annotation, molecular function: transmembrane transporter binding. Gene Ontology annotation, biological process: protein localization to plasma membrane. Lineage: Eukaryota; Metazoa; Chordata; Aves; Passeriformes; Thraupidae.
AUGGCGGAACGCGGCGCCCCCCGCGCCCCCGGGCCCGGAGCCCCGGGCCCCCCGGGGGCCCCGCCCCCCCCGGCCCGGGGCGCCCCGGGACCCCCGCCCGGGCCCGUGCACAUGAACCUGUUCGCCACCUGGGAGGUGGAUCGGAGCUCGCCCAGCUGCGUGCCCAGGCUGUUCAGCCUCACCCUGCGGCGCCUGGCGCUGCUCAGGGAGGUGCCCAAGGACCGCGGCUCCGUGGUGAUCGCUGUCAAACUGCAGGGCUCCAAGCGGAUCCUGCGCUCCAACGAGAUCCCGCUGCCCCCCGGGGGCCCCCCCGAGACCGAGCUGCAGCUCACCUUCUCCCUGCAGUACGGGCAUUUCCUGAAGCGCGACACGAACCGGCUGCAGGUGAUGCUGCAGCGCCGCAAGCGCUCCAAGCACCGCCCCUUCCUGGGCUACAAAACGCUCGCGGUGGGGCUGAUCAACCUGGCCGAGGUGCUGCAGCUGCCCAGCGAGGCCGGGCCCCCCCAGGCCCUGGUGCUGCACCGCGCGCUCACCGAGCCGCUGCCCGUGGCCGAGGUCGGCGUGGUCGCGCUCUCGAGCCAGCCCGUGGAGCCCGAGGGGAAAAGCAAAGGAGCGGAUCGCUCCCCGGACCUGGACCAGGACUCGGAGGAGGAUGAGGAGAGUUUCUCCUCGGAGCCCGAGGGCAGCGAUGACGCUCUGCCCGGCCAGGACCUGUUCGAUGAGGAGGAGGAGCUGCCCAAGGGGAAGAAGCCGAGGAGGAAGGGCCCGGGGGGCGCCAGGCACCCCAACAUCAAACAGAAAUUUGUGGCGCUGCUGAAACGGUUCCGGGUGUCUGAGGAGGGUGGCUUUGGCCUGGAGCACGUGUCCCCGGCCGUGGCCGAGGACCUGGACGCUCUCUACGAUUCCCUGGAGAUUUUCAACCCCAGCGACAGCGGCGCCGACCUGGACGACACCGACAGCGUCCUGAGCACCCCCAAACCGCGGCUCAGGCCGUUCUUCGAGGGUCUCUCCCAGUCGAGCUCCCAGACCGAGAUGGGAACCGAGAGCCCGGCCCCGGCAGAGCCGGGGCCCCGCAGUGGCCGCAGAGCCCCCGAGGAGGGGCCGGAGCCCGAGGGGCUGGACCCCCGGGGGGACCCCGAGCCCCCGGCAGAGCCCGGGGGGGGCCCCGAAAAGCUGAGGACGCCCCUGAAGGGGAGCAAGGGGGAGGCGGCGUCACCCCGGCCGGAGUCGGGGGCCCCCCCGGGCCGGGGGCGCAGGGGAACCCCCCAGAGGGAGCCGGGGCUGCCCCGGGGGGGCCCCGGCGAGAGGAGCCCCGAGGGAGAGAAACCCCCCGAGGGACCCCCCCCCGGCCAGGGCCCCCGCCGCGCGCUCUGGGAGCAGCUGGGGGCGGCGCUGGGCCCCGAGCCGGGGCUGCCCGAGAGCGUCGUGCUGGUCAGCGCCGGGGAGUGGCAGGGCCAGUGGGUGUCGGAGCUGCUCCAGGCCCAGGGCGUGGCCGUGGUGGCCACGGCGGGGGGGGCGGAGCUGCAGGCGGCGCUCGGGGCCAUCCUGAGCCGGAUCCAGCGGCUGUGUCACCUGUCGCCGCUGCCCCCCCGGGUGCUGAAGGUGGCGGCCGUGGGCGGGGCCGGGUACCACGGGAGCCUCCUGAGGAGCUUCGUGCGGCACCUGGGCACACCUGGGGCACACCUGGGCCCCCGCGGGCCCGACUGGCUCGGCCUCCUGCGCUUCCUCAUCGUGCCCCUGGGUCCCCACCCCGUGGCGCAGCACCUGGGCACCCUCGAUGGCCGCUACGGCUCCGCCUUCCUGGACCCGCCCUGGCGGGAGCUGUUCACGCGCAGCGAGCCCCCGCCCAGCGAGCCGUUCAGCGUCGCCGGGCGCAUCCUGUCCUACGUGGCGGGGGCGGCGGUGACGCUGCCACUGCCGGUGGCCGAGGCCAUGCUGACCUGCAGCGACAAAUUCCCCGACGAGGACUCGUGCCAGAAGUUCGUGCCCUUCGUGGGGGUGGUGAAGGUGGGCCUGGCCGAGGAUCCCCCCGCGCCGGGUGACGGUGACACCGAGGCGCCCCCCCCGGGCCUCGCCGUCCCCUCCACGUCCCCCCCCGCGGGGGGAGGGGCCGGGGGGGGGCCCCGCGAGGCCGCGACCCCCCGCGUCCCCCUCCAUGGCCGGGGGGGCCCCCGGGUGAGACCCCGACCCCCCCGGAAUGGGGGGAGCCCCUCGGGGGAGGCGCUGGGGCUGCAGGUCGAUUAUUGGGGAGGGGUCGCUGCCCCCCCCGAGCGGCGGCGGGGGGGGGAGGGGGAGCGGCGCGAGGGGGGGGGUCCCAAGAGCAGCCUCAGGGGCACCUUCCGCUCGCCUGUGACGCGGCUGCCCCCCCCCGGGGACCCCCCCGGGACCACCCUGGCCAUGACCCUGGUCAGCCGCGAGAAGAACAAGAAGGUGCCCGCCCUGUUCAAGCGGCCCCGCGAGCCCGACAAGAGCCGGGGGGUGGAGGGGAUCACGCGGCUGAUCUGCGCCCCCCGCCCCCCGCCCGCGCUGCUCAGCGUGACCGUGGAUGGCACCCAAUGGGACGACAUCAAAUUCUUCCAGCUGGCGGCGCAGUGGCCGUCGCACGUCAAACAUUUCCCCGUGGGGCUUUUCGGGGGGGGCAAAGCGCCCUGACCCCCACCCCCCCCCCCGGAC